Molecule: messenger RNA, 3598 nt
Organism: Dermacentor albipictus
Lineage: Eukaryota; Metazoa; Arthropoda; Arachnida; Ixodida; Ixodidae
Gene: Strip
Product: striatin interacting protein
Biological process (GO): cytoskeleton organization
Cellular component (GO): cytosol
Source: RefSeq, a predicted model, not a curated record
UGUGUUUUAACCAGGAGGUUUGAACCACGUUUGAACGAACAUUGGUUUGAACUACAGACAGUUUGAACGGCUACAUUCCUGUCUGCUUGUACGGAUAUCUGGAUACGACUCCGUUUCGUUUUGAGUGUUCCGCUUCCGGCGCUUUCGGUUCUCUGCAUCAUCGAGCGAACAGUUCUGCGGCUGCUUGGGCUUUGGUUGUGUCUUAAGUUGAUGCAGUUGAAACCUCAUAAACACAAUGGAGAUAGACAACUACUGUUUUCAGCAAUCCGGGGAUUCGCCCGAUCUGGAGUUUGUUUAUGAUGACGCCGACACUCACGAGAAUGAGAUCGCAGAGCUCUACACGUACACGGAAGAAGCCGAAUUUUUUCUCAACAUGAAAGCGUUUGAGGAUACUAUGACGGAAUAUGGAUUUGAACCAAAAUGGUACACACUAGACGAAACAACUCGACAAGAUGUUGCACUGCGGCUGAUGGAUGGCGUUGAUGUCAGCCCCCGUACCGCACGGAUGCAGGCCGUACGUGCCGUUCUCUACGUCAUGCAAGGGGCCUUUGGGGAGUGCACAACGCUUGAGGAACAGCCACAGAGGGCACGACAAAACGUUUUUCUUCUAUAUCGUUAUGGCUUCUUCCAUGUCUUUCUGCAGCUGCUAAACAUGGAAAUCGAGAACAGCUCCGCUGCCACGUCCGCCCUAAGGAAGCCAGCCGUGUCAUUGGGCGACAGUACAGACCUGAGAGCAAUCCUGAAUGCCCUGUACAUAUUCGUAGAAGUGAUGCGCGUCUCCUCAGAGACUGACACUGACGACAUGAAACGAGAUCGCGCGAAUUUUGCCAAUGAACUGGCCCAACCGAUUCUGGGUGAAGAGCUGCUGGCCAUCACUCUGUUCCAGAUGAUCAUAAAGUUCUGUAGCGGUGCUACCCCUCACUUCCCGAUCAAGAAAGUUCUACUGUUGCUCUGGAAAACCAUUCUGGUUUCUCUAGGUGGGACGCCGCAGCUGCGGGCAAUGAAGGCCCAGUAUCGGGCAGCUCACCAGCUGCCCCCCGCGCCCGAGGACACGGUGGAAGUGGCGCGUACCAUGCGUGCCUCUUCGCCUCCAACCUCGGCUGCCGACCUCAUUGAAGCCCAGCAGCAGCGAAAGACCAGCCGGCCUUUCAAGCGGCAGCAAAGCCUGGUGAAGCAGAGCAGCAUGGAUGACUUUCAAGACCUGGAGGGGGACUCGGGCGCCGAUGAGGAACUCAGAGAUAUGGAGGAGCGACAGUUGAUACCCAUGGACACCCCAGCCCCUGGUUUGCCAGAGGACCCUGAAGCGGCGGCGGCUGCCCUGCGACCAUCGACCCCGGCACCGGGAUCCACAGAAGGCCAAGGAGGGGAAGUGCCGUCCCAGCAGCCGACAGGCUCCUCCACGAACGAACAGCCACAGCAGGUCGAGGAGACCGGUGGCUUUCCCUCAGUGCUCUCGCAGGCCAGUGCGGCUCUGGGGCUGCCCUGGGUGCCCAAGGUGCGACCCAAGGACAUUAAGGAGUUUCUGGAUGCGACGCGGCUCAAGUUUGUUGGCUACCAACUGCCCGAUGACCAGACCUCCCUGGCGGGCCUGCCGGAGCCUAUCCACGAAGGACUGCGGGUGCUCAAACAGCACAUGUACACGUCACUGGCCGAGGUUCAGAUGAAGAAGGAAGAGGACAUCGCAAAGCAUCCCCUGUCGAUGAAGGAGCAGGAAAUACCAGCUACUCCAACUGAAAUUCUGUACCAAGCCAUGCUACCUAGCAUGCCGCAGUACAUGAUUGCGCUGCUGAAGAUCCUUCUCGCCGCCGCACCGACAUCCAAGGCCAAGACAGAAUCUGUGAACAUCAUGUCUGACGUGCUGCCCGAAGAAAUGCCCGUCACUGUUCUGCAGUCGAUGAAGCUGGGCAUAGAUGUGAACCGACACAAGGAGAUCAUCAUCAAGGCCAUCUCGGCCAUCCUGCUGCUCCUGUUCAAGCACCUCAAGAUCAACCAUGUGCUCCAGUUUGAGUACAUGGGCCAGCAGCUCAUGUUUGCCAACUGCAUUCCCCUGGUGCUGAAAUUCUUCAACCAGAACAUCAACUCCUACAUUGCGGCAAAGAACACGGUAUCCGUGAUCGACUUUGCAGCAUGUGUAAUCGGGGAACAGCCAGAGUUGACAGCAGAGACACUGGAGAUCGGUGAGCAGCAGCCAUACUGCUGGCGCAACAUGUUCUCCUGCAUCAACCUCCUGCGAGUGCUCAACAAGUUGACCAAGUGGAAGCACUCGCGAAUCAUGAUGCUGGUGGUGUUCAAGUCGGCGCCCAUCCUGAAGCGGGCGCUGAAGGUGCGCCAUGCGACCCUGCAGCUGUACGUGCUCAAGCUGCUCAAGAUGCAGACCAAGUACCUGGGUCGCCAGUGGCGCAAGUCCAACAUGAAGACCAUGUCUGCCAUCUACCAGAAGGUCAGGCACCGCCUAAACGACGACUGGGCUUAUGGAAAUGACCUCGACGCGCGCCCAUGGGACUUCCAAGCCGAGGAGUUUUCGCUCCAGGCCAACAUCAACAACUUCCACACCCGCCGCUAUGACAAGCCCUCUUCUGCCUCCCACCAGCAGCAACAGCAGCAACAACAGGACCUCAUCGGCGACUUCCAGCCUGUGGACAACAGCUUCCUCUCGGUGCUCGGGCGGGAGGUCGAGCUGAGCCCCGAGUUCAAGCUCCACUACCAGCAGUGGCUGCAAGGGGAUGUGUUCCGCACCAACGUCGACUGGGACCUGCUGCUGUGCCCAGGAUACCUGUGAACGUGCUUGCUUUUUAGCAUCGUCCACUUUCCUUUUCCUUUACACUCAUCAUCGUGAUACUUUGAUUAGUCAUUCUGCUCAACCCAAGCAUCACUCAUUGGCUUUUUACUUGUCUUGCAGUGAAGCAAAACGUGCAGGUGUAUUGUUUUUAGUAUUUUAGUCUCUGGCAUUGUUUCCAUUGGACAUUCUGUGCAUCUCACCAAAAGCGUCCAGUGAAAGUUAAACAAGCUGAAACAAACACAGCCCCUUGUGGCAUGUAAACCCAUGUGUCACGUGCAAGAGUUCUCUGGCCUACACAUGUGGGUAUUGUAGGCAGUUGGAGCAUAAGCUUCAUCAGUACCGUUCAUCGUACUGUGUGCACAACAGACAUACUAGAAAAACAGUGAGAUUGGUACUUGUGUGCAGCCAUCUUUAUCUCUAGUCCAAAGAGAAUAUAGGAGAAGCGCUGUAAUGGUGGGUAUUGUUGGGCAGUUCUCAACCCCCCCCCCUCACCACACUCACACGCUUUUGGUAUUGGCUAGGGCACGUUGGCAAGACAGCUGGUUUGGAUUCAUAAUAGACACGGAGCAGUGCAAUACGACAGAGACCAAGAAUAAGAAAGACACAUAAACAUAGCUAACUUUCAACAACAUUUGAUUUGAUUGCACAUGUUAUUAUUCUUGGUCCCGGUCGUAUUGCGCUGCUCCGCAUCUAUUAUGGACAAUUGGUAUACUCUGCAUUGCACAAGGUUCAUUCUGGCUUGCUAUGGUUUUGUCCUGCUGUAAAGGCAAGCUGUAACAAAAUUUUAUUUUGGCUAAAUAUAUCGGUUACACGUGAGUA